Messenger RNA from Populus trichocarpa (black cottonwood), 1170 nucleotides. RefSeq names its product AP2-like ethylene-responsive transcription factor At1g79700. Lineage: Eukaryota; Viridiplantae; Streptophyta; Magnoliopsida; Malpighiales; Salicaceae. Gene Ontology annotation, biological process: regulation of DNA-templated transcription. The record is from RefSeq and is a predicted model, not a curated record. The transcript has 8 exons. Bases 1 to 1170 code for a protein of 389 amino acids. Gene Ontology annotation, molecular function: DNA-binding transcription factor activity; DNA binding.
AUGAUGAUGAUAAAGAAUGAAGAAAACCCAGGAAGGCGCCGCGGAUGCAUUGCAGACAGUGAAGCUCAGGUAGCUCGGUGUGUCAAAAGGCGGCGAAGGGAUCCUGCUAUAGUUGCACUCGGAAGUGACGAUAAUCAAAGUCAGCAGCAGAUGCCCCAGAAACAAACUGAUCAAACUUCUGCUGCUACCACUGUGAAGAGAAGCUCAAGAUUUCGUGGCGUCAGCAGACAUAGAUGGACAGGUCGGUUUGAAGCCCACCUGUGGGAUAAGCUCUCAUGGAAUGUAACACAGAAGAAGAAAGGGAAACAAGUAUACCUCGGAGCUUAUGAUGAAGAAGAAUCCGCGGCGAGAGCAUAUGAUUUGGCUGCUUUGAAGUAUUGGGGAACAUCAACUUUUACCAAUUUUCCGAUAUCAGAUUAUGAGAAAGAGAUUGAGAUAAUGCAAACUGUAACGAAAGAGGAGUAUUUAGCAUCUCUAAGAAGAAAGAGCAGCGGUUUUUCAAGAGGUGUAUCCAAGUAUAGGGGAGUUGCAAGGCACCAUCACAAUGGGAGAUGGGAAGCGAGAAUAGGGAGAGUUUUCGGAAACAAAUACCUUUACCUUGGCACAUACAGCACGCAAGAGGAGGCUGCACGUGCUUAUGACAUUGCAGCAAUUGAGUACAGAGGGAUCAAUGCGGUGACGAACUUUGACUUGAGCACUUAUAUCAGAUGGAUAAAGCCAGGAGUAGCUGCUCAAGCUGCUGCAAAUGAACUACAGACAGUCACAGAUCCUCAGACAGCAGCGACAUUGACUGAUACCUACACUCCAAGAGAGGAAACCAAACCCUCACUGUUUCUACCUAAUCAGUUCACUGCAGAUUACCUGAACUCCCCACCAAAGCUAGACGCAUUUCAGAACAAUAUCUUUGUAGAUUCUUCCAACAAGACUUCAUCGCCCACUGCCCUCAGCCUCCUCCUACGGUCUUCGGUAUUUAGAGAAUUGGUUGAGAAGAAUUCAAAUGUUUGUGAGGAGGAAACUGAUGGGAAUGAGAUAAAGAACCAACCAAUGGCAGGUAGUGAUGAUGAAUAUGGUGGGAUAUUUUAUGAUGGAAUUGGAGAUAUUCCAUUUGUUUACUCUUCUAACAAAUACAGCCUAGGGUUGGAAGAAAGAGAACUCCAGUUCGUCUUAUAA